Molecule: messenger RNA, 2909 nt
Organism: Nerophis lumbriciformis (worm pipefish)
Lineage: Eukaryota; Metazoa; Chordata; Actinopteri; Syngnathiformes; Syngnathidae
Gene: dtx2
Product: deltex 2, E3 ubiquitin ligase
Biological process (GO): protein ubiquitination; Notch signaling pathway
Molecular function (GO): zinc ion binding
Source: RefSeq, a predicted model, not a curated record
AUGGCGAUUGUGUCUGGCUCCUGUGCCCGGGUGAACGGCUCCAGGAACGGGCCCUCUGUCUCCGCAGUGACUCCGUCCGGCUCCGUUGGCCAGUCCCAGCCCAUGAUAGCCGUGUGGGAGUGGCAGGACGACCAGGGCCACUGGCGGCCGUACAGCGGCCAAGUGAGCGCCCACAUCGAGCGAUGCCUGUCACCGCGGGGACACCGAGGCGGCGCGCCGGGCACCACCACCAUCUCCCUCGGACAGUCUGACCCCGGCCUGUCGCCAUAUCUUAUCGACGUGCCGAGCUUGAAACAGUUCAGACAGGACACAGGAAAAACAAGGUCAGUCCGACGCUCCCUGUUCGCCCAGUCCUCAGGUCUGGGCAGUGGCGUCUAUUGGGAAUGGGCCAACGAUGAAGGCGCGUGGACCCCCUACGAAACUCGCACCUCCAUCCUCCUGGAGCACAGCUACCAGGCCCGACAAGGCACGGCCGACCUGGGCCCGCAUGGCUACAACUACAUCGUGGAUCUCACCUCGCUCACUCAAGUGAACAAGUCGUCGGGUUUCAGGCGGCAGGUGCGGAGGCAGUGCAACCUGCCCUACCCGCUGGCCUCCUUCGGACCCCCGGCCAUCCCCUCGGGACCCGCGGCCGUCCCCUCGACCGGCUCCUCCUGCUCCUGCCAGCAGUGUCUGAACCACAGCGGCACAGGACCUAUGCCCAGCCGUACACGGCAUUCCUUCUCGUCGGGCAGCCUGAACCGACCCACACUUCAGGGACCCGGGAGGGCGAUGGCCGCUCACCCGACUUCAGUGUACUCGCCGUACCCCCGCCGCCCACUUUCCGUUGGGGGGAUGUCGUGGGGGACCCCAUGGCCUCCGCCACCCUCUGCUAGCCAUCUGGCCGCACCCCAUUUAGGCAGCUCUUCUAGUGCCAAUGGCUUAAGCGUUCCUUCCAUUCCUGUGCAGCUGAACGGAUCGACCAGCGUCAGCUCGGCCCUGGCAGGCAUGGCCUCCAUUUUGAUGUCAGCGGUCGGACUCGGCGUGCACUUCACCACUACCGCCCCCCUCCCGCAGCCUCCUCCGCCGCUACCACCGCCGCAUCAGCAUCUGCCGCUGCCAGCGCAACAGCACCCGCAGCAAUUCUCUCUCCCCCCUCUUCCUGUCCCCUUCCCCCCCGCCAGCAGGCCCAGCAAGCCCCCCAGCAGCAGCAGCAGCAGCAGUUCAGUUAGGAGAGCCAAGAGGCAGCACAGGAGAGCAUCCGCUCAGAGAGCCGAGGAGGUGAUCCGCCGCUACAUGGAGGUGGUGCCCGGCGUACCAGAUGAGGACUGCAUCAUCUGCAUGGACCAACUGUCCAAUCCAUCCGGCUACGAGACCCCAGCACCGACAGAGGAGGGCGGGCAGAGCAUCCCGCCGGCCGCCGUGGGCAAGUUCAUCAAGUGUGGACACACCCUGCACAUGCUCUGCAUGCUGGCCAUGUACAACAACGGGACCAAGGACGGCAGCCUGCAGUGCCCCUCUUGUAAGACCAUCUACGGCGAGAAGACGGGCACGCAGCCUUUGAAAGGCAAGAUGGAAAUUUACAGCAUCGCUCAGGCGCUACCAGGACACCGGGACUGUGGCACCAUUCAGAUCAUCUACAGCAUCCCGCCUGGAAUUCAGGGUCCGGAGCAUCCCAACCCCGGACAACCGUUUACGUGUCGAGGAUUCCCUCGGUUCUGCUUCCUGCCAGACAGCGACAAGGGCAGGAAGGUGCUGGAGCUGCUGAAGGUGGCGUGGAUGCGGCGCCUCAUCUUCACCGUCGGCACGUCGAGCACGACGGGGGAGCCCGACACGGUGGUGUGGAACGGAAUCCACCACAAGACCGAGAUGAUGUCCAACCUGUCUGGCCACGGCUACCCGGACCCCAACUACCUGGACAACGUUCUGUCUGAGCUGGCCUCUCAGGGCGUCACCGAGGACUGCCUGGGAAGCAGCAGUUAGUUCAACCCGCUUCCACUCCUCCGCCAUGAAGGCGAGCAUUACGGGGGGAGGAAAAAAAAAAACAGCCUUCUGGAAGAAGGCGGCGCCGGCUACAUUCCUGCUCAUAUUCCGGGAGAAGAUAACAGCUGAGUAAACAAUUUGCUUCUACUUUCCUUUUGUCCGUCACGGGCUUCAUUCUUAUCCCCCCCGCCCUCACUGACUCGGUCGCCAUGACGACAGCACGGGGGAUACAAAUCUCAUUAAGCACUUUAGUUGUGACAUCAAGCUGGCGUGCGUUCCGGUUUAGGGCAGUCUACUUAAAUUGGUUAUGCAAUUUAAAAAAAAAAAAAAAAAGCGUAGCAAAGCUAAGUCUUAACAAUACUUGAUGUGACGUCAUUCAAACGUAGGAAACAAAAGAAGUACUCUUAGUGUCUAACCUGGAUGCAGGGCUUUCAUGCACUCGUCUUCACGGAGACAAACCAUGCUGGGAUUUAAAGAAGAAAGGAAAGGUUAAGUUAGAUUCUACAUGGUGACAAUCAACUUCCUGUACUCACAUGAGUUUGUGUUACUCUGCUCUGUACGCCAACACUAACACUGAAAAGUCUGCAAUAAAAAAGCAUUCAUGGGGAAAAAAAAAAGGACCACUGCUUUGGUUUCAUUUCCUGGUGACAAGAGCAAAGAAGGCAUAGACCGUGCAAGGCAACACAUUUUUUUUUAUUGUUGAAAAGGCCUAACUGGCGUUAAGGUACAGCAUCUUUAAAUGGGGGUUAGUCGUCACAGAGUAACAUACCAUUCUUUCUUCGCAUUUGAUACAUUCUGCUUUUUUUUUUUCUUUCUUUUUUUUUUUGUCAACGACAUAUCAUACAUGUUAAUGUGGCGCUAACAUACAGAGGCUGUGUAUACUGAAGCAGCCUGUGUGGGCAGGUUCCAUACAGUGGAUAUAGGAAGCAAGCUGAGCAAAAAGAAAA